Messenger RNA from Colletotrichum truncatum, 1662 nucleotides. Its product is annotated as MFS alpha-glucoside transporter. Gene Ontology annotation, molecular function: carbohydrate:proton symporter activity. Gene Ontology annotation, cellular component: membrane. Gene Ontology annotation, biological process: carbohydrate transport; transmembrane transport. NCBI's taxonomy places the organism in Eukaryota, Fungi, Ascomycota, Sordariomycetes, Glomerellales, Glomerellaceae. The record is from RefSeq and is a predicted model, not a curated record.
AUGAACAAGACGAAAGACGGAAACCCGGAAAUUGCCCUCGAGCAUGCCGACGACGUCGAGCUUGAGAACCAAGAUGCAAACCCCAAAGACGUGACCCUCGAUGCCGCUGCCAAAGGUCAAGGUGUAUCGGGCUAUGAAACCUUGACGUUGUGGCAGACGGUCAAGGCCUUCAAAGUCUGUUCUGCCACCUGCUUUAUCGUUGCCUUUAGCGCGGCGACUGAUGGCUACCAAAUUGGUAUCAACGGCAAUAUAAUUGCCAACCCGGGCUUCAUCAAUCAGUUCGCCACAGAAACGACCUCCCGCGGCGAACCCAACCUCGCUGCUCCCAUCCUCAGCGCCUGGAGCUCCAUCAUGUCCGUUGGACAGAUCAUCGGCAUGACCACCAUCCCCUUUCUGUCGGACCGCUUCGGACGCAAGGGCGCCAUGUACUGGUUCUGGUUCGUCCUGUCCAUGAGUAUCCUCUGCGAGUCUGUCGCCCGGACAUGGCCCGUUUGGCUGGUCGCCAAGCUGCUCGCAGGUAUCGGCGUUGGCUGUCUCCAGUCCACCGUUCCGACGUACAUCGCCGAAGUAGCGCCUACGAGAAUCAGAGGUGGUCUCCUGCUGGCGUACAGCUUCUGGUUUGCACUCGGGCAGUUCUUCGCGCCCGUUGCGUUGCAGGUCAUGUCUCAGUAUGCCAAAGAGGACUGGAAGACGCCGAUUUACACGCAAUGGAGCCAGAUUGGUUUGAUGAUCAUCAUUUAUGUAUUCAUACCGGAGUCGCCAGCAUGGUGCGUCACGCGGGGAAAGCUUGACUUGGCCAGGAAGAAUCUUCGCUGGCUGUACAGGGGCGUUGAGGGCUACGAUGUGGAACAGCAGCUCCAGCUGCUUGUCAUCGCCGUCGACCAUGAAAUGGAGGUCGCGCAGUCGCAGUCGAACGUCAAGUGGUAUGCCAUAUUCAAGGGUGUCGACGGCAAGCGGACCGUCACGGCGUUGUGGACGCUCAUGACGCAGCAAUUCGUGGGCUUGACGCUGUUUUCGACGUUUGCGAGCUACUUCUUCAAGCAAGCUGGCAUUCAAGACCCUUUCCAGGCCACCUGCAUUACCUCCGGGAUCAAUAUUGCGUCAGGCCUGACGUUCAUCUUGCUUGCGGACAAGGUUGGUCGUCGGUGGAUUUCGUGCAGCGGCUCCACGCUGUCGUGGGUUGCUUGUCUAGCCAUUGGAAUACUCGGUGUUGUGCCGAGAAGAGGACCGACAUUUGUCCUGCUCGUCUUCUUUGCUUGUCUAUGGAAUAUCGGCAUGACCGCCAACGGGGCCACUGGAUGGGGCUUCAUUGGUGAGAUUUCAUCCCAGAGACUGCGGCCUUACACGGCUGGUUUCGGCGCCGCCUCAACUUGCGUUGCCGGUGUCGUCAUGAAUGUGUUGACUCCGUACAUGGUUGAUGGGAACCGCUGGAACUGGGAGCUCAAGACGGCCUGGUUCUACACUGGGGUCGGCCUACCCUUCGUGGUGGCCAUGUGGUUCUUGAUUCCCGAGACCAAAGGACGCUCUGCCGCCGAGUUGGAUGAACUGUUCGAGCGUGGGAUCAAGCCGUGGAGGUUCCACAAGACUCUCACGGCAACAGAGCGCCUCGUCAAUGUUAAUCACGGGCAAGACGCUGGCACUGAAGAGAAAGGAGGUUCAUGA